AAACCAGACUCAGUUGGGGCCAGUUCUCCUCUGACCAGACGACCAGCACUUAACUUGUCAGAUAGUGUAAAUGACUAAGUGAACGCAGCAGGACGGGCAGGACUAUAAUGUGAUAUCAGUAUGGAGUGUCCCCUAAUUCUACGACCCCUGCCUAAAAGUGUGUGUAAUAAUGGUCACUUACAUACAGUAACUAAUAAGACACAUUACUAUACUUAAUUUGUAGUGGAAGUACACACACUGUAAACUAAAGUGCUACCAGUUUAUCAGAUAUUCCACAUAAUACUAUUGCUUUCAUUCACUGGUCCGUUACUUUAAAUACAAGUCACGACUGACCAGUAUUGAGUAGUACUGAAACACUCAAUCAAAAAUCAUUUAACUGCUUUAUUGAUGUAUGCUGACUACAAAACUGUUAAAGAAAAGCAGCUUGUGAGAGUCAAGAACAAGAGCUAAAAAGAGAGAGUUAGUGUUUCUGCUUCUUGUACGUACUGAACACUCUUCAGAUAAGGAGGAGGAACUGCUGAGUGUGCUGUCAUUUCAGUUAUUGCCCUUCUGUUGACCAUUGGAAUUAAAUGUAUAUAUAGUCUGUCAUUUAAUUCAAUUAAACAAUAGAUCUAUCUUCAACCACAAACUUAAUAUUCAACCUAAAUCAUUAAAUUAAUUGUUUUCCGUUUUAAUGUAAUAUGAAGAUCAAGAUCAGGGUUUCUUCGUGAUUGAGAACAUCACAAAGGUUCUGUAGUUGCAGUAUUAAGAUAAAGCAUAUCUUAUAAAUGUUUUCUCUGUGUGAGUUUCUGUUUCGGGUGAGCGGGACUUUUAUUUUGGCGCGGCGACAUGACGUCAUAAGGCGGCGACGCGUUCUUGCGUCUGUUUCAGCUGCAGAAAGAUAGAGACCUGCUGAAGAGACCGAGGUCCAUGCGUCACUGUCAGAAAGAUGGCCUUUAUUAAAGAGGAGAGAGAAGAUGUGAAGAUUGAAAAAGCAUUUUCUGUCAAGUGUGAAGAUACCGAGGAACACACAGAGAAGACGUUUAUCAAACAUGAGAGUGAAGACGUGAAGAUUGAAGAAGCUAAACAUGAAGAUAUUAAAGAACAAACAGACCUGAUGACGCUGAAAGAGGAGAAUCAAGAAUUGAAUGCAAUUCAAAAGAAAAAUCAUUAUGACAAAUGUCAGGAUGUCAUGUCUGGGGAAAAAUCUUUUUCUUAUUCUCCGACUCAAAAAAUAGAAACUAGAUAUGUUGAAUUCCAGAUGAGAGUUCACACUGAUGAGAAGCCUUACACCUGCAAGCUGUGUGGAAAGAGUUUCCCAAAAAAACUAAGUGUUAAUGUUCACAUGAGAAAUGUUCACAAUGCAAAGAAGCCAUUCAAAUGCUCUCAGUGUGGAAAAAGUUUUAAACAGAAACGGCAUCUUAAUUCCCAUGUGUCAACUCACACUGGAGAGAAGCCUUAUACCUGCAAACUGUGUGGGAAGAGCUACACAAGAAAAGAAAAUCUUAAAUAUCAUAUGAGUGCUCACACUGGAGAGAGACCUUACACUUGUGAACUGUGUGGGAAGAGCUACAAAAGAAAGGAAAAUCUUACAUUUCACACAGGAAUUCACAGCGGAGAGAAAACGUUCAUCUGCUCUCAGUGUGGAAAGAGUUUUAAACAGAAGAAGUACCUCAAUGAUCACAUGACAAUUCACACGGGAGAGAAGCCGUUUGUUUGUGAUCUGUGUGAAAAGAGUUUCAGGUGUAAAGGACACCUUGAUCUUCACAUGAAGAGUCACUCGGGAGAGAACUGUUUUAUAUGUCAGCAGUGUGGGAAGAGUUUCUCACACAAAGGAAACUUUGAGAAUCACAUGAGAACUCACUCCGGAGAGAAACCCUUCACCUGUCCUCAGUGUGGAAAGAGCUUCACGGCUAAAGGAAAUCUUAAGAUUCACAUGAGAAUUCACACUGGAGAGAAGCCUUACAAGUGUCCUCAGUGUGACACCAGCUUCACGUAUCACACAGACCUGAAACGACACUGGAAAACUCAUUCCUGUCACACUGAGCAAAUUGGCAAUUUUAACAGUUAUCUGCACAUUCCCUCAGAAGAAAGACAAUUCAGUUCUGAGUCCAAUUAAAACAUUGCAUUAGCACAUUCAUUAGGGUCACCAUAAGUCAUUUUUCCCUGGCGCAGACACAUCCUAGCCAGGAGUCCUAUAUAGCCUAAAAUAUCUAGGUUUUGGCUUUGUAAUUCACAGAUCGGUGUAUGACAUUGGUUCCUUAUGUUUUCAAAAUGUACUUUGAAUCAGAAUACAGAUGCUGGCAAGGACGUGUCUGGGAAAAAUGGCACACAUAGUCGCCCUAUGAAUGCACCCGAUUGUACUCUUUAAGUCUUAUUCCGACAGGACUAGUUUUACGUGAAGAGGUGCAAUGAAGUAUUACCAGUAAUAUAUAAUUUUGUACAAUGUCAGUUAAGAUCACGGUGACCUUGGGUAAUGCUAAUCCCACACUAAUAUAUUAGCUGUAAAUAUGUACAGUCAGUAUGAUUUCACCUAUAGGGUGAAUAAGUGUGAUCAAUAGGGAAAAACAUGUCUUGUGUAACAGCCCUAGGGCCCACUUGGUAGCGUGAGACUUUGACAUGGAUGCUUACCUGUCUGUCUGCAGUGAACUGUUCAUGAAAAGAAUAUGUUACAGGAUGGCAUGAUGAGGGCGACUCUCAAGGCAGCCUCCUGGUUGGUUGAGAAGUGAGGGAUUUUAUUGACUUCAUAUCUCAAGAAAUGUAUUUCAAGUACCUUUGAUAAGCUGCUGUGAGCUUUGUGUGAUGUCUUUGCUCAUAGACUUCUUGUGUGUGUAAAUUGUCCUUUAUCUCUACAGAGAAUUAAAUUAAAAAAGACAAACUUUUAACUUGUGUGUUACUCUUCACAAUUGUUUUGACUAUUUGACUAAAAAACCUACAACGGUACACAAAUAUUCCAUCAUUUAAGAUUUAAAAGUAGCUUUCUGUGGUUCAUGAUGACUGACAGGACUGAAUGAUCAGUCUCCUCCCGAACCUUUUGGAUCUUCUUC
Messenger RNA from Puntigrus tetrazona (Sumatra barb), 3026 nucleotides. Its product is annotated as gastrula zinc finger protein XlCGF8.2DB-like. Gene Ontology annotation, cellular component: nucleus. NCBI's taxonomy places the organism in Eukaryota, Metazoa, Chordata, Actinopteri, Cypriniformes, Cyprinidae. The record is from RefSeq and is a predicted model, not a curated record. The transcript is spliced from 3 exons. Gene Ontology annotation, biological process: regulation of transcription by RNA polymerase II; central nervous system development. Gene Ontology annotation, molecular function: DNA-binding transcription factor activity, RNA polymerase II-specific; RNA polymerase II cis-regulatory region sequence-specific DNA binding. The coding region runs from base 929 to 2098 and encodes 389 amino acids.